GUGAAUAGUAAGUAUCUUGGGUGUGUGUUUGAGAAAAUUUAAAGCGUAGGGGUUCGGUUCUAACUCUUAAUUUUAGAUUCCGCUGUUAUACGUUACCGUAUCGGAAACGAUACCGUACGCGUACGGUACCCCGGCCCAGCCCGCCGGCGCGGCCGUAAGCCGCUACAAGUCCAGCCCAUUUGUCACAGCUGAUGUAUAGCUCUUCGGAAGUGUUCCGUGUUCGUCGGUUAAUGGUUCAUUUACCAUCCUGCCUGUGGGGAAUCUACAGGUUUCCCCGAUUCACGAAGGAACACAGCUUACCCCAACGCUUCUAUAACAGUACAUAUUCAAGGCAUCCUACAUUGUCAGAAUUGGGCUCGUCAAUUGGAGGAUUACAUUUAAGAGUUGACAGGACCAACAGAUGUGUUGUACUGCCGCUUUGUCUAUUCUGUUUGGACAAGUUUCCAGUGGUGCAUAAAAGCAGAAUGCAGAUUUUUCUAUGAUGAAGUUGAGUGCUUGGUGAUACCUACAGUAAGUAGUAUGUGUGGGACUACAACACCUCAACGACCGGAGGUUGGAGUUUCAGGUAUAUUGGAUACUGAGUGCCAGAAUCCGAGCAGACAUUUAAAUUGAGCAGCAUAUGGUAUCAGCAGAGGUGAAGCUCGGGAAUGAGGAAUGGCAAUUGUGUUGCGAGAGCUACAUGUAUACUAGUUGUGUGAUGUUUUGCUAUAUGGUAGGAACACAAAUGAAACAAAUCUGACGCCCUGUGGAGUAAGCUGACAUUCUAUUGAUCAUAGUGGUUUUAAAAAGGAAGCAGAGUUUUUAAAUUUCAUGAUGUAUUGAAAAAAAAAGGGACUUCAAACUGAGAGGUUUCAUUUUGGACCACCAACCAACCUUCUGUUGGGGCUCUCUAAGAUGAGAAUGAUUCUGUAAAUUUGGUUAGAGUUGCAGUGUUGAACGAGAGCUCAGAUAUACAAUGUUAUUGUGCGGUGAGCAGUCUUACAGUCACUUUCAUAAUUGAUUUCAUUGUUAUAUGUUUUAAUGUUGAACAUUACAUUAUGGGGAGGUCAUCUACAUGUAUUUGUAAGUUCUUGUGCAAGCCAUUCAUUUACUGUGGAACAAAGUUUAUUUCCCUCUGUCGCAAUAGAAAGUUGAAAAGAUUCCUUCUAGCCACUUUUACCAUCUACUUUCUGACUUUCUGCAUUGCUCUGCCCAUCCUGUGCCGUGACUUGCCGUUAACAAAAUACUAUCGCCUCUGGAAGGGUACAUCCAGACAAGCGUUGAUAAACGAAGCCAAAGAUAUCAAUAGCGUCAAUGCCGAUAAUGCCCAGACACAUCUGGACCGAAUGCCGAAGGAAGCCACCAAACAGCUGUAUGAAGAAUCAAUGAGGAAGCGGGAUCUAAGGUAUGCAAUCGUUGUGCAAACUAUCCCAAGAUAUGGGAGGCCUUCUCCUCGCUAUCUUUCUCAGUUAAUGGUUGCGCUACAUGAUAUCCUUCGGGAGUCUGGAGGCAUCGCAGAGACGGCACUGUUCAUAUGUAACACCCAACGAUCUGCUGGAGAGCAUAAGGAAGCAUUGGCUCUGUCUGAAUACUUCCCGAUGGUGCAGACAUCGCUCGGGCCAAGAAUGGAUCGCUAUGAACGCGAGAAGGAGGACUACCUCUUCUGUCUUCAGGAGGCACAGACGCUAUCUCCAAAAUAUGUGAUUGUUCUUCAAGAUGAUGCGCUUCCUCGUGCAGACUUUUACACAGUCAUGGAUUAUGUUCUGAAAUAUAGAGUUGAGACGCAGAUUCAUCAAAGUGAGCUCCAUCCGGAUCACGACGAUUGGGUGUGGCUUAAACUCAACUUUCCCGACUCUCUUGCCAAAUAUGAACGCAACUACUACUUUGCCUUGGAAUGGGUUUCCAUAAGCCUUAUCGGAGCAUCAAUUUUUGUAUUCAUGAUGCGAUUUAUACUGACCUCUUAUUGUGGAAUGAAUGCUGAUGAAAAAGCAAUAGGGGUCCUACCGUGCUUCCUUGUGGGAUUCGCAUACUGCAUGUUAUUUACAUGGCUCCUGGGGAGACCUUAUGUCACUCUUCCACUAACGCUUUCCAAAUCCUUCUACAGGCUUGGCCCUGGGACAUCCUGUUGUCUGCCGGCAGUCCUGUACCCACAAUCACAAUUACCUGGGAUCAUCAGGUUCCUGGAAACGGUACAGCUAGACAGGAGCAGGCCAUUGGACUUUGCCUUGGACGAUUAUCGGGCCCAGAGCAAACUCCGUCAGUUCUUGAUCAGUCCAAACUUAUUUUUCCAUAUAGGAGUGGUUUCAGCUUUGCAUAGCAGCACCUCCAAUUCCAGGGUUGCUGAGAGCUUUCUGUUCAUUGUAAAAACCAUGAAGACUCCUUUUUUCAAUUGGAUUCCUCAGGAUUGAGAACUAAAUUACCUGUACAUGUAUGCCACUGCACAGCUCAAAUUUUGCAAUAACUCAGCACAAAAAGUAAUGAAAAAUAAUAUUUCUGAUUUUUACUUUGACAUAGCUAAUUUUAAGCUGUUUGAGAAUGAUCUAUAACUUUAAUCCCAUUAACCUCAAACUCUGCAAUAACUCAGCUAACAAAAGAGAUUUUGAUCUUGCUUUUUACUUGGACAUAGCAGAUCCUAAGCUUCGUUAGAGCAAUCUGUGUCUUGUCAAUAUUGAUCAGCUAGUUCAAUUUUUUAUUGAAAUGUAGGAAAAUUUUGAGGUUAGAUUCAGAGAACAAGAAGAAGCUUCAUUCAUGCAUGAGAUGUGAGAAAGCCAUCUCAUUUGUUAUAAACCCUCAAUCAACUCUCGCAAUUGACUAUUUUUUUUCUCUCCACAAGUUGAUAAUUGAGUAUAUGAAUAUAAAAAAGGCCCAAGUCCAUAGGAGGUCAUUUCGAGAAAAUCGAAAAAAAAAAACCUGGAUAUUUUUUUAAUUUGGGCAAUUAAAGUAUAUUUGGCCAAAAGACAUCGGAGAACAUAAAACAAAUUUUAGUGUAAAUUUUUUAUGAACAUUAAUAUUCAUGUUACUUGUUGGCGGGGCUUUCUGUCUGGUGGACUUGGGUCAUAGAAUCAUAUUGACUUGGGUAAUUUUUACAUUUAUAUACAUGGUAGACUUCUGUAGUAAGUAGUAGUUAAGUCAUGAGAGAGGGCGCUAUGAUAUGAAUGUAAGAAAAGCCCAAGUCUUGGACUUGGGCUUUUCUUACACUCAUACCAGAUUUUCCUCCUUUAUUUAAGGCAUUUCUGAGAUCAGAUGAUAUCAGAUUUAUCAUCUAUACACACGAUGAGUCAUUGUAUACGGAACAAUUUCCCAUAUUUAACUCAAUUUCACAAAAAAUUGGACUUGGUCUGUUUUUAUAUUCAGAUACUCAAUUAUUCAACCAAUCGUUAUUAUAUAAACUUGCCUGGUGGUAUUAUGGUAUACUAAUUUGCGAAAUUAUAUUCAAAUCUAGUAUUAAAAGAACCAUUACAUAGACCAGACAUUUUGACUUUGAAAGCUGAAGUGAUUGGUUGGGCAUGGGCAAAAGUAUGUGCCGCAUCUCUAAACCAGUAUUUUCUGCCGGUGUCUUUCCAUUGCAUGUUUACACAUGAAUGUCAUGUUCAGAAUUAUUUUAAAGAUUUGCAAAAGUGAGACCAUAGGCUUUCAUUUUCUUUUGUUUAUGUUUAUCAAGUGUUCUCUGAAUGAGAAAGUAGGAAAGCUAGAAUCAAAUUCCUUUACCUUGUCUGUUCAAAAUAUCUUUACACGUAUGUCUUGUCUUCUUUCUUACCUUUUUUAUUGGAAGUUCAGCGUUAUUUUAUGAUUUUUCCAUUUUCUCACCCUUUACCUCUCUUCAAUUUCUGUCUUCUUUUAUGCUACAGUCUAUGCCAAAUGUUUUAUGUUGUCAUUUCAAAGAAAGAUUAAAAAAUGUCCAAGGUUGGAGACUAAAGAGUGGAACUUGGAAUAAAGGUAGAAAUUUAUUAUUCUGUAUAGUACAAAAUAGAAACCUAAUGAUACUGAUUAUUCAAGAA
Molecule: messenger RNA, 3977 nt
Organism: Lytechinus pictus (painted urchin)
Lineage: Eukaryota; Metazoa; Echinodermata; Echinoidea; Temnopleuroida; Toxopneustidae
Product: post-GPI attachment to proteins factor 4-like
Exons: 2
Coding region: 1038-2387 (449 amino acids)
Biological process (GO): GPI anchor biosynthetic process
Cellular component (GO): Golgi membrane
Molecular function (GO): glycosyltransferase activity
Source: RefSeq, a predicted model, not a curated record